This is a messenger RNA of Xyrauchen texanus (razorback sucker), 4153 nucleotides long. RefSeq names its product xeroderma pigmentosum, complementation group A (gene xpa). Gene Ontology annotation, biological process: UV-damage excision repair; nucleotide-excision repair involved in interstrand cross-link repair; nucleotide-excision repair, DNA damage recognition. The coding region runs from base 134 to 967 and encodes 277 amino acids. Gene Ontology annotation, molecular function: damaged DNA binding. The transcript is spliced from 7 exons. Lineage: Eukaryota; Metazoa; Chordata; Actinopteri; Cypriniformes; Catostomidae. The record is from RefSeq and is a predicted model, not a curated record. Gene Ontology annotation, cellular component: nucleotide-excision repair factor 1 complex.
AAGAAGUGUCAACAACAUAUUUCAUUCACAGUUGUUCUGUUGUUUCUUUGAAACACACAAAAGUCUGACUAGCUCAUUUCUGUCUCAUUAGAUCAGCAGUAAGAAAACAGCAAACACCGGUUCCCGAUUGAUCAUGGAUGUGCCGGAGACCAGUCAUUCUCAAGAUUCACCAUCGGAUACCACAAAGUAUGUAAAUGAGUCCAGCACGCCCUUAACACCGCACAUGUUGGCCAAAAUUGAACGGAACAGACAACGUGCAUUGAUGCUCAGACAAGCCAGGCUCGCCAGCAGACCAUCUUCAGUUGGAGAAGGUGCUACUUGUGCCAAAGUGGCAAAAACGGUUGACUCUGGUGCAGGGUUCUUUAUAGAGGAGGAGACAGCAGUGGAUGAACAGCAGGAGAGGAGAGUUGUCCAUCAACCUGCCCCAGUGAUGGAGCCUGAUUACCUGAUGUGUGAGGAGUGUCAAAAGCCAUUUAUGGACUCUUAUCUCAGCAACAGCUUUGAUCUGUCUGUGUGUGACAAAUGCAGAGACAAUGAAGAGAAGCACAAGCUGAUAUCUCGCACGGAAGCGAAGCAGACUUUCCUUAUGAAGGAUUGUGAUCUGGAUAAGAGGGAACCACCACUACGAUUUAUCCUGAGGAAAAAUCCUCACAACUCACACUGGGGAGACAUGAAACUCUACUUGAAGACUCAGGUGGUGAAACGGUCUCUGGAGGUGUGGGGCAGUGAGGAGGCCCUUGAGGAGGCCAAGGAGAGUCGAGAGGAGAACAGGGAGGUGCAGAAGCAGAAACGCUUCAACAAAAAAGUUAAAGAGCUAAGGCGGGCGGUGAGGAGCAGUAUGUUUAAGAAGGAUACCAGCAUUCACCAGCAUGAGUACGGCCCUGAGGAGCUGCUAGAUGAAGAGGAAGAUCUCUACAGGAAGGUGUGUCGCACCUGUGGACACGAACUCACUUUUGAGAAAAUGUAAAUGUGUCUUUAACUCCUCACUGCCAUGGUGGCUACUGUACAGGGAAGACGCAGGGUACAGAUUCAAACUGAAGAGUAAACCUGAUGACCAUCUUCGUGUUUCUGGUCUUCCAUCCAACAGCAACAUUCUCUUGGCUCUAAAUCUAGUAAGCAAUAUGGGCUUCUGUUUGGAUAAAUGGUUGGCUUGAACUUCUGAAGUUCGGUAAAGGACAUUUUUUUUUUUAUCAAGAUGGAGCCUCUGGUUAGCUGUUGACUUUUUUGCCUUCUGGAGAAGUGAAGAAAUAGCAUUAUAGUAGUGUUUUUGGAGAUUAGUAAACGCUGAACUGAAUUUAAACACAAGAGGGCACUGUAGAGCUACUAUAUUCAGAAAAUGAAGAUCAAAAACUAUAAUGAAGAUCAAAAACUAUGGUGUGUUCUUGGACGAAAUGUAAGAACACCUUAAUAUUAUUAAAAUGUUGAGUGUGCUCUGUAGCUUUAUAAUGACAAUGGAGAAAUGCAAAUGACCAACAUGAAAUAUAUUGUACUCGAUCAAAUGCAUAUAUAAUAUUUAAAACCGUUUUACCAGAACAGAUAAUGUUAUACCAUAAUAUUAAUGCUAGCAGCACCAAACUGUUCUAAAGUUAAAUCUGGAAACAUGAUCUCAUUUCUCCAUCUUCUACUUCAUGAAAUCCAGCCUGUUCAUUCGCAUAUUGGUGAUUCCAUUCGGUGAGGGAUGCAGCUACUGAGAAAUUCUCUCAUGGAGUUCUGUUUCAGUGGUCACACACACUGAAGUAUCAGACCUCCCACACUCACAAAUAGCACUUACACACUCAUUCCUUAAUAGUCACUCUUUUACACAACUCACCUUCAAUGAAGUGUCAAAUGAGGAGUAGAUCAUACCUGCUGGAUGAUAAACAAUGAACUUAGUCUAUAAAAGUUGUUUAGAAAAGGAACUCUUGUUUUUAAAUAAACUUUUUAUACAUAGUCACAUAAAAAUAAAUAUUAUAUUCUGUUCUGUUUAAAUUUAUUUUAUUUUAUUAUGCAAUGUCCGAAUCAACAUCAACACAUAUGAUUCUUCAGGGACCCCAUAUGUUAAAGCAGGGGUGGGGAACGUCAGGCCUCAGGGUCGUAUAAGGCCCGCAAGACCAUUUUACCCAGCCCACAAGGCCAUUUGAGAAAUAAUUUGAAAAGCAAAAAAUGGCCUUGAUUCAAUUAACCUGAGAAAAAAAUAAUUUUUCAUACAUUUAAAUGAUAACAGCACAAAAUAUUCUAUGUUUUUGGUGUGUGAGCACGUAACAGAAUGUGUAGAUUAAUUUCAACCCAUAAUAAGAAAUUGCAAGCAAUUGUGUGGCCCCGUAAAUAAUUUUGUAAAUACUCAAAUGGCCUUUAAUGGAAAAAAGGUUCCCUACCCCUGUGUUAAAGAGAUAGCUAUCCCAAAAAUGAAAAUUCUCAUGAAUCAUUUACUCCCCCUUAUGCCAUCCUAGUGAAUUACUUUUUUCUUCUGUUGAAUACAAACGAAGAUUUUUUGAAGAAUUUUUUCAGCUCUGUAGGUCCAUACAAUGCAAGUGAAUGGGUGGCAAAAUUUGGAAGCUCCAAAAUGCACAUAGAGUCAGCAUAAAAGUAAUCUAUAAGACUCCAGUGGUUAAAUAGAUAUCUUCUGAAGUGAUAUAAGUGUGGGUGAGAAACAGAUUAAUAUUUAAGUUAAUAAAUUGUGAAAAAAAAAUUCUAAAAAUCUUCAUUGUGUUCAGCAGAAGAAAGGAAUCAUACCUGGCAUGGCAUGAGUAUGAGUAAAGGAAUUUCAAUUUUUGGGUGAACUAUCCCAUUAAGACAACAGACUUAAGACCACAUGCCCAAUUUUACUGUAGUGCUUCUGGAAUCUUGUGUGUAUGUAAGAGAGGGAAUGCGUUAUGUUCCUUUUGUCGUAUAGUUUUCACAGGGGCAGGGUUACAGAUGCCUUGCAUUACUGACAUUAUUGAUGUUAGCUGUAUAUCUUGUAUGUUUUUUUUAAGUCUCUGGCCCCUUUGGGCCACCGUAGUAGUACAACCAACCAAAGGAUACUGUGACUAGCUCCACUUCUAUGCUGAAAUGUAUUUGUUCCAUAUGUAGCACCCUAGAAAAUACAUAGAUGAAAAUGGUAUUUCCCUAUAAACCAACUUUUCUGCUAAAAUACUUAAAAUACAAAUGUACAUUAUGUGUUAUGUGGACGAAUAAGUAUGUGCAUCCAUGUUAAGUAGAUGUAGUCUAAUGAAACCUCUCAAGAACAUGUCCUGAAAAUAAAGAAAAAGGUAUGCACAUCCAACCCGAGUUGGGCACAGGCGCAAAACAAUGCAAUAAUCAAAGAAAACAUGGUAUGUGUCCACACACUGAUUUUACCGAUCCACAAAUACUUUAUAGGCUUACACUUGUACUGUUUCGACCAUUAGGUCUUUGUCAGGCAAAAAGACGAAGACCUAAAGAUUCAAACGUUGAAAUUGGAAGUCAAUAAGGUAUUUUUGGAGAAGUAAAAUCAGUGUGUGGACAAGAACGUGCCCUGGUCAUGGUUCACACCAAGAGUAAAAGAAAGAAAUUAGCUUAAAAGGACAUGAAGCCUGUUUUAGGAACAUUAUUAUUAUUAUUGUAUUGGGACAUUAUCAUGACAAUAUACAAUGUACCCCUCUCCCUGCUAUUUCUCAAUAAUGUCAUGCUAAAAAAUAUAUAUAUAUUCAAAUGGUAAAGUAUUUUACAUCAUGGUAAUCAUACUUGUUUUACUGCCUUUAAUAUGUGAUAUGAAUCAAAUGUUUUACAUUUUAUUUAAAAUUGUCAUAAAUUACUGUAUGUAUUACAUUAAUUAGAAUGCAAUGAGAAUCACCACUGACAAUAAUGGGAAUUAGCAAAUAAUAGUAAUAAUAACAAACAAGAAAAAUGUCUGAGCACAUUAUGGUAAUGAGAAUUAGAGGAGAAAUGUAUUAAUUGUUAUGAAAACAAUAUCAACAUUCAGAAAAUCUUCCUAAUAUAGGCUUCAUUGUUUGUGCAAAAAUAAAUUAUAUAUAUGUAAAAUGUUUUGCAGUAAUUUAUGAUAAAUAUGAAUAAAAUUUUUGGUUGGGGAUGUUGCUUAAUUGUCAUGAAAAUAAUGUAAACAUGAAAAAAAAUUUUUUCAUGAGUUUGAAACCGUAUUGACCUUUGGGGUCAACGUAAGGGUGAAAGACCAGGACAGCGGAGUGAGUGUGUG